Messenger RNA from Malania oleifera, 672 nucleotides. RefSeq lists its product as uncharacterized. The record is from RefSeq and is a predicted model, not a curated record. The coding region runs from base 1 to 672 and encodes 223 amino acids. The transcript has a single exon. Lineage: Eukaryota; Viridiplantae; Streptophyta; Magnoliopsida; Santalales; Ximeniaceae.
AUGAUGAAAGAGAGUCGAACCAACCCCUCUUACAAGGAAACCUCUUUAAAAUCCUUGGAGCCACCGUUCACCAAAGAAGUGAUGGAAGUCCCGCUGCCCAGCAAGUUCAAGAUGCCUACUUUUGAAAGGUAUGAGGGUUUGGCUGACCCGAUCGAUCAUCUAGACACCUUCAAGGUGUUGAUGCAAUUGCAGGGUGCACCUGAUACUAUUAUGUGCCGAACAUUUGCAGUCACCCUUAAAGGUAGUGUCAGGGAUUGGUACCGAACCCUACGACCUGGAUCGAUUGACUCCUUCUUUGAGAUUGAGCAGCAGCUUACUAGCCAUUUCAUCAGCAGUCGAAGAAUUGUCAAAACUUCGGCUCAUCUGAUGAACUUGGUUCAACGAGAAUGGGAGACGUUGAAAAAAUUCAUGCACCGCUUCGUCACUACAUCCAUGAAGAUCCGCAACCUAGACAUUGGAGUGGAAUUGGCAACCCUGACCACAACCCUUCAGCCAAGGAAUUUCCUAUACUCAUUGGGGAAGAAGCCGCCAAUUGAUAUGGGAGAACUGAUGACCAGAGCACAGAAGUAUGUCAGCCUAGAGGAGAUGAUGGAUAUAAGAGAAAAUCAUAUCGAGUUGAAAAGGAAGGGUAAUAGAGAGGUCGAUGAAUCUUCCAGAGCUGGGAAGAGAUAG